UCCGCGCCGGCUCCGCAGCUUGCGCCCGCCGGCCGGUCCGGCGCCGGGCCAUGGCGCUGCUGCGGGAUGUGUCGCUGCAGGAUCCGCGGGACCGCUUCGAGCUGCUGCAGCGUGUGGGGGCCGGGACCUAUGGCGACGUUUACAAGGCCCGUGACACCGUCACCUCCGAACUGGCUGCGGUGAAGAUCGUCAAGCUAGACCCAGGCGACGACAUCAGCUCUCUUCAGCAGGAAAUCACCAUCCUUCGUGAAUGCCGCCACCCCAAUGUUGUGGCCUACAUUGGCAGCUACCUCAGGAAUGACCGCUUGUGGAUCUGUAUGGAGUUCUGUGGAGGGGGGUCACUGCAGGAAAUUUACCAUGCUACUGGGCCUCUGGAAGAACGGCAGAUUGCCUAUGUUUGCCGGGAGGCACUGAAGGGGCUCCACCACCUGCAUUCGCAGGGGAAAAUCCACCGAGACAUCAAGGGCGCCAACCUUCUGCUCACUCUGCAGGGUGAUGUCAAGCUGGCGGACUUUGGGGUGUCAGGCGAGCUGACAGCAUCUGUGGCCAAGAGGCGGUCUUUCAUUGGCACUCCAUACUGGAUGGCGCCUGAGGUUGCUGCUGUGGAACGCAAGGGUGGCUACAAUGAGCUGUGUGACGUCUGGGCCCUGGGCAUCACUGCCAUUGAGCUGGGUGAACUGCAGCCGCCGCUGUUCCACUUGCACCCCAUGAGGGCCUUGAUGCUAAUGUCGAAGAGCAGCUUCCAACCCCCCAAGCUGAGAGACAAGACACGUUGGACCCAGAAUUUCCACCACUUCCUCAAGCUGGCCCUAACCAAGAACCCUAAGAAGAGGCCUACAGCUGAGAAGCUUCUGCAGCACCCCUUCACAACCCAGCAGCUCCCACGGGCCCUCCUUACGCAGCUCCUGGACAAGGCCAGCGACCCUCACCUGGGAGCCCUGUCCCCUGAAGACUGUGAACUGGAGACCCAGGAUAUGUUCCCAGAUACCAUCCAUUCCCGGGGCCAUCAUGGGCCGGCCGAAAGAACCCCCUCUGAGAUCCAGUUUCACCAAGUGAAAUUUGGCGCUCCUCGACGGAAGGAGACAGAUCCUCUCAAUGAACCGUGGGAGGAGGAGUGGACGCUGCUGGGAAAAGAGGAACUGAGUGGGAGCCUGCUGCAGUCAGUCCAGGAGGCCCUGGAAGAAAGGAGCCUGACUAUCCGGCCAGCCUUAGACCUCCAGGAGCUGGACUCCCCGGAUGAUGCCAUGGGAACCAUCAAACGGGCCCCAUUUUUGGGGCUGCCCCACACUGAGCCAACACCCGAUGACAACACCCAGUCCUCCCCAGGAACCCUGUCAGCACCUCCACCCGACCCCGGCAGCCCCCCACUGCUCCCCACUGCUUGGGCUACCCUGAAGCAACGGGAAGAUCCUGAGAGAUCAUCCUGUCAUGGCCUUCCUCCCACCCCCAAGGUGCACAUGGGUGCCUGCUUCUCCAAGGUCUUCAAUGGCUGCCCCUUGCAGAUCCAUGCUGCUGUCACUUGGGUUCACCCUGUGACUCGAGACCAGUUCCUGGUGGUUGGGGCGGAGGAAGGCAUCUACACCCUCAACCUGCAUGAACUGCAUGAGGAUACUCUGGAGAAGCUCAUCUCCCAGCGCUGCUCCUGGCUCUACUGUGUGAACAAUGUGUUGCUGUCACUCUCAGGGAAAUCUACCCACAUCUGGGCGCAUGACCUCCCAGGCCUGUUUGAGCAGCGGAGACUGCAGCACCAGGCACCCCUCUCCAUCCCUACCAACCGCCUCACUCAGCGCAUCAUCCCCAGGCGCUUUGCUCUGUCCACUAAGAUUCCUGACACCAAAGGCUGCCUGCAGUGUCGUGUGGUUCGGAACCCCUACACAGGCAGCACUUUCCUGCUGGCUGCCCUGCCCGCCAGCCUGCUUCUGCUGCAGUGGUAUGAGCCAUUGCAGAAAUUCCUGCUGCUGAAGAAUUUUUCCAGUCCCUUGCCCAGCCCAGCAGGGAUGCUGGAGCCGCUGGUGCUAGAUGGAAAGGAGCUGCCACAGGUGUGCGUGGGCGCCGAGGGGCCUGAGGGACCUGGCUGCCGAGUCCUGUUCCACGUCUUGCCCCUGGAGGCUGGCCUGACUCCAGACAUCCUCAUCCCUCCUGAGGGGGUCCCAGGCUCUGCCCAGCAGGUGAUCCAGGUGGACAGGGACACGGUGCUGGUCAGCUUUGAACGCUGUGUGAGGAUCGUUAACUUGCAGGGUGAGCCCACGGCUGCACUGGCCCCUGAGCUUACCUUCGACUUCCCUAUCGAGACUGUGGUGUGCCUGCAGGACAGUGUGCUGGCUUUCUGGAGCCAUGGCAUGCAGGGCCGAAGUCUGGACACCAACGAGGUGACUCAGGAGAUUACGGAUGAGACCAGGAUCUUCCGCGUGCUGGGGGCCCACAGGGACAUCAUCCUGGAAAGCAUUCCUACUGACAACCCCGGGGCACACAGCAACCUCUACAUUCUCACGGGUCACCAGAGCAGCUACUGAGCUGUCUCUUUGACAGCACCCAGGCCUCGGUUGCCACCUCCAGCCUCUGCUAGGGUCCCAGAGGGCAGACCUAACUCUGAGAAGUGUUUGGGGGCAGGGAGGGGAGGUAGCCCACCCCCCUAAGCAAUAACUGGACCAGAGGAAGCUGUGACCACCUACCCUCCCUGGUGUGUUGCCCCCAGUGCAGGAGGCCCUGGGCAGGAUGGGGCUGCCUGGCUCAUCAUUCCACUUUCUCACUUUUCCUUUCCGUUUCUUUUGCCAAGAGCCUGUCCCAGCUUCUAUCCUGGGCAACAUGUAUUUAAGAGAGAAUUAUAUUGGUAUUAAAGCUGGUUGGUUUUAUCCCACUAGUUCCUCUGGGGUGGAGGGGCUGAGCCUUCACCUUUGCCCCAUCCUCUUUCCCUUUUCCUGCAGGAAACCUUUCUGUAAGUAAUUGCUUGGUCUCAGGUGUGUACCAUAGAAGAGCCAGUCCACUGGUGCUCUGUAGAGCCUAGGCUCAGGUGACGCAAGUCUGGUCCAAUAGCCAUCCUGGACCUCUCCCUUCCUGGUCCCUGCCCUGAGCAGCCCUCCCUCAGCUUUAUAAAUUGAGACCCCUGCUGUAAUCUAGCAUCUUACGGGACAUACGCAGGCGAGCACUGAGUAAAGUGGCCUGUUCAGGGCAGCCUCGCGCCAAAUAGGGUCUCGCUUAUAAUCCUUGGGAGGCUGCUGGAAGCUACCAUUUCCUUGACUGUUCUGGGAUCUGCGCCCUGUCCCUGUCUACUGCAAUGUCCAUGGUAAGCUUGUAACAAUACAGUGACACGCCGGCUUAGCCUGGGAAGAUGGAUGGAUGUGGGCUCCUUUAGUGUUCUGUCACUCCACGCCAGGCUUGGGGUCACUACCAACAUACAGCUCAACACCCAAGAAACUCACUGGCACCCAUCUCCCCUGUGGCUUUUGCUUUGUAUUGUCCCCUUGCAAAGGCUCAGAGACCCCAGGUCAGCUGUCCCCCCUCACCUGAGGCCCCAAAUGCCGACUGACCAAGGCCACUGAAGGAGGGUGUGCACACGGAUAGGGCCUGGCAUGGGAGGGUUAGAGGGGCCUGUGGAGCGAAGGUCCAGAUCUCAGUGCUCACUCCCAGCUCAUUGUCUCCCUGCUGACAUUUAGAACAAGUGUUGGCAGGAGGUCUUGUGCCUGGUAUGCUGGCUGCAAGUAUCUGCCAGUUAGUUCAGUGAAGCAGUGGGUGGGUGAGGGGAGGUGGGUGGCAGCUCAUGUGAAUGGUUAUUUCUGUCCCCUUGACUACCCUCUUCUAAAUAUCUGAUUGCUUGGUUUCUAGUGACCAAGAGGUUGGCUUGGUUGAGAUAGGGAGCCAGAUCCCAAGUCAGGUCAUCUGAGGAGUCAGGGUAAAAAGGGCUACAGAGUAAUACCUAGCUUCCUGUCUCCUGGAUUUCUUGGGAGCAUGCUGGCGAUGGGAGUGAGAGACCCAGCCCACAACACUUGACCCCAGGUGCCCUGGGAGAACUGGCCCUCAGAGCGGUGGGCUGCACAGUGCCACCUUGUGGCAGGAGUCCAUCUGAAAGGGAGGCUUAGGGAUGCAGAACACCCGUGAAAGGAAAGACCCACUGCCAGCAAAAGGUGGGUGUCGCAAGCCAAAGACAGGGCAGCCAGGAGUAUGCGCUGCAAGAUGUAAUUUUAUUUGUGUUUGUUUAUAGACAGCCUUUUUCAGACACAAGAGAGACACAAGGUGAAUGCCUGUGCCUCCAGUACUCAGGGGGCAGAGGCAAGACUGUGAACAGUAGUCCAGUCUGGUCUACAUAGUGAACCACCGGCCAGCCAAGGUUACAUGCAGACAAGACCCUGCCUCAAAAAUAAAUAAAAUUUGCCUCUCAUUUGUCCUCCAGUCCCUUCUAGAAGAAUUUAUGAUGUUUAAACAAUCUGGUAUAUUUUUAUUCACAUGGCAACAUUCUGUAUAUCCUUCUGGCUUCCUGAGAGUACAUUCUGGAGGUCUUUCCAUUAUCAGCCUGGCUUUUUGUAUAGCUAGUGCAGGGUUGUGUGCGUUUCAGGUGACUAAUGCUAACUGAAAGAUCUUUAUUGAUGGAAUGUAUUUUUACUUUAGUGUCACAAACCACACUGCAAUAAAUAACUGUGUCGGAGCCA
This is a messenger RNA of Psammomys obesus (fat sand rat), 4643 nucleotides long. It is a transcript of the gene Map4k2, whose product is annotated as mitogen-activated protein kinase kinase kinase kinase 2. Gene Ontology annotation, biological process: protein phosphorylation. Gene Ontology annotation, molecular function: ATP binding; MAP kinase kinase kinase kinase activity. NCBI's taxonomy places the organism in Eukaryota, Metazoa, Chordata, Mammalia, Rodentia, Muridae. Bases 51 to 2513 code for a protein of 820 amino acids. The transcript is spliced from 32 exons. The record is from RefSeq and is a predicted model, not a curated record.